Messenger RNA from Mesoplodon densirostris (Blainville's beaked whale), 1008 nucleotides. It is a transcript of the gene MOGAT1, whose product is annotated as monoacylglycerol O-acyltransferase 1. Gene Ontology annotation, molecular function: diacylglycerol O-acyltransferase activity. The transcript is spliced from 6 exons. Gene Ontology annotation, cellular component: endoplasmic reticulum membrane. Lineage: Eukaryota; Metazoa; Chordata; Mammalia; Artiodactyla; Ziphiidae. Bases 1 to 1008 code for a protein of 335 amino acids. The record is from RefSeq and is a predicted model, not a curated record. Gene Ontology annotation, biological process: diacylglycerol biosynthetic process; triglyceride biosynthetic process.
AUGAAGGUCGAGUUUGCGCCGCUCAACAUCCCGCUGGCGCGGCGGCUGCAGACGGCGGCGGUGCUGCAGUGGGUCCUGUCCUUCCUUCUGCUCGCACAGGUGUGCCUUGGAGUCAUUGUGUUCCUGAUCAUAUACAACUACUGGUUCCUCUACAUCCCUUAUUUGACAUGGCUUUACUUUGACUGGCAAACCCCAGAGCAAGGAGGCAGGAGAUCUGACUGGGUCAGAAGCUGGACCAUUUGGAGGUACUUUAAGGACUAUUUUCCAAUUCAUCUCGUCAAAACUUGGGAUUUGAAUCCAAGUCACAACUACAUAUUUGGGUUUCACCCCCAUGGAGUGCUUGUUGCUGGAGCCUUUGGAAACUUUUGUACAAAUUAUUCAAACUUCAAGGAGCUGUUUCCUGGCCUUACUGCGUAUCUUCACGUGCUUCCAUUUUGGUUCCGGUGUCCGUUCUUCCGAGAAUAUCUGAUGAGUGGUGGGUCAGUCUCAGUUUCCAGGAGAAGUGUGUCUCACGUGCUAAGCAAGGAAGGAGGUGGAAACAUCUCAGUCAUUGUGCUUGGGGGUGCAGAGGAAUCACUGGAUGCCCAUCCUGGAAAGUUCACUCUGUUCAUCCGCCAGCGGAAGGGAUUUGUGAAAAUUGCUUUGACCCAUGGUGCUUAUUUGGUGCCAGUGUUUUCUUUUGGUGAAAAUGAACUAUUUAAACAAGUUAGCAACCCUGAAGGCUCAUGGCUUCGAACUGUGCAGGAGAAACUACAGAAGAUCAUGGGAUUUGCUUUGCCACUGUUCCACGCCAGAGGAAUUUUUCAAUACAAUUUUGGCCUAAUGCCCUAUAGGAAACCCAUCCACACUGUUGUUGGCCGCCCAAUCCCUGUUCAUCAGACCCUGCACCCAACCCCAGAGCAGAUUGAGGAGUUGCAUCAGACCUAUAUGGAGGAGCUAAGGAAAUUAUUUGAGGAGCACAAAGGGAAGUAUGGUAUUCCAGAAAAUGAAACUCUCAUUUUUAGAUAA